AUGUGCAUGCGGUGACACUGUCGCGAUCGCUCUAAUAAAAAGAGAGGCAAAGAGGAGAAAACAAGCGCCGGAGUCAGAGGGAGGAACGCGUCCUGGCAUUUGAGGGUGGCUGCAACCCUGCACAUUUGAUCAACUCCUGAGGAAUCUGCUGAAGGAUGGAGUGGUAUGUCCUGGUGCUGAUGCUGAGCUUGCCCUCCUCCAUGCACACACAUUGCUCUUCGCAGUGUCACAAAUGCUUGCAGUACAUUCUCAAGCCCGGCAACACCUACAGUAGCCUGUGGUGCGGGGUGUUGUGUCAGGAUGAGCCGGGGUUGUGUGAGGAUGCUCCGGGGCUGGAGGACAUGAGACGCGAAGGUGAGAAGGCGCAGGAGGAGGAGGAGGACGAAGAGGGGGGCAGCAAACAAGCCGACGUGCCCUUCGUGAAGACGCUGGACCAAACCGCCAGGGAGCUGCUGUCCUCCCCUUGGCGGGACAAGCACGUCGCGGAGAAAGUGGCCGACUUGUUGAAGACGCAGGCGGGGGAUGGAGGAGCGGACGACGCCCGGGAGGGGAACGUGCUCGGCGGCUACGAUCUCGUCAAACGCUACGGCGGCUUUUUGCGCAAGUUUGGCCCCAAGUCCAAGAGAAGCCAGCCCGGGGAGCCCGAAGAGCUCCAGAAGCGCUACGGCGGCUUCAUGAGGAGGAUCCGACCCAAACUCAACAACAUCAAGUGGGACAAGCGUUACGGAGGCUUCCUCCGUCGUCACUUCAAGAUCUCGGCGCGCUCCGCGGAGGAGCCUCUCUCGUCUUACUACGACGACCUCAGUCCAGAAACAAGAUGAAGUGAGCGGGGCACAAUGAACGCUCGCGUCCUGCAGCUCAACUUCAUCUUCUAUUUAAGCCUCGAUCAUUGCCUGCUGUACUCGAUUCCUUUUUUGUUUUGUUUUCGUCUGUGCCCCUCGUCGUUGAAUUCCAAGCUGUGGCGUGUUUAAUAAAACCAUGAAUACAACUGAGA
Syngnathoides biaculeatus (alligator pipefish) is the source of this 994-nucleotide messenger RNA. It is a transcript of the gene pdyn, whose product is annotated as prodynorphin. The transcript has 3 exons. Gene Ontology annotation, molecular function: opioid receptor binding. Gene Ontology annotation, cellular component: plasma membrane; dendrite; neuronal cell body. Gene Ontology annotation, biological process: neuropeptide signaling pathway; chemical synaptic transmission; sensory perception. The record is from RefSeq and is a predicted model, not a curated record. NCBI's taxonomy places the organism in Eukaryota, Metazoa, Chordata, Actinopteri, Syngnathiformes, Syngnathidae. The coding region runs from base 156 to 821 and encodes 221 amino acids.